Molecule: messenger RNA, 2574 nt
Organism: Salvia splendens (bonfire salvia)
Lineage: Eukaryota; Viridiplantae; Streptophyta; Magnoliopsida; Lamiales; Lamiaceae
Product: protein TRIGALACTOSYLDIACYLGLYCEROL 1, chloroplastic
Exons: 3
Coding region: 1295-2365 (356 amino acids)
Biological process (GO): phospholipid transport
Cellular component (GO): ATP-binding cassette (ABC) transporter complex
Source: RefSeq, a predicted model, not a curated record
UUCUUCUUGAAGUCUGCUCGUUAUAUCCAGAUUUGGAAUUUAUGGAUUCAAAAAAUUGAUUGAUAAGAUUUGUGAGAUAUUGAAAUUUGACGCCAAGUGUUUGAUAUUUUGACUCACUGAUUGAUGUUUUGCUUUUUUUUGGUGGAAGCUUUGUGAUAUGCUAGUACUGAAUUUGACUUGGAUCUAUACAUGUUUGCAGUUGAAAGUGUUGAGCAGAAAUGAGUGAGAAAAAGUCUAGGUUACGCAUGUAUUUGUAGUAUAAAAUGCCCUAAUUUUAAGCUUCAUUGCUUUAUUUCAUGUGUAUUAACUGCUAAUAUCCACAGAAUUUGGUGGAUGGUGGAUGAGUUUGGCUUGUAUAGUUUCUACAGAUUGCUGCUAUCAGCUCAUGAGAUUCUAUCAUGCCUUUAAUUCUUCGUAUAUUUAUUAAUCGGUGUGAAACUUUACUGCUGAAUUUGAUGAAUGCAUUUUGAUUUUCUGUCAGGAACUAUAUAUCGUUAUCAUUUCUAAUCUAGCAAUGAGAGUUAUGAAUUGCUUAUUACUACCAUCUUUGGAAUCCAUCAGUUUUUGUUUCCUCGAUUGAAUUGGCGCGAGAAAUUCUUGGUUGAUUGCUAAUGCUGUGGUUAUGAGUGAACUAUCAGUUACUUCUUUCGGCACUGUGAAAUGAGAUGCAUUCUUCCUGGUUGCUUUGUUAGCACUCCGUAUGCUGUUAUUUCAGUGCUGACUGCAGAGGCGGAUUUCUACUAUUGCUUAUUGGAAAAUGAGUUCAUUCCUUAAUCUGAUUACUCGCUGAGUAGGGUUCAAAGAAGUUGAUUCUGAAUGGGAAAUUGGGAACUUAGACUAGGCAACUAGAUAUAGUCUACAUUUUGAUAGAAUCAUUGGCGUAAUAAAUUUCUUAGAACUUUAUAGUCUAAGAUGGGUGGUAAAUUGAUUACUCCAAAAGCUUAAUCUUCUUUGUAUUACCCUUCAUUCCUUCAUUAACAAUGAGUUUGGUAUAAGCUACGAGGAAAUCAUUCGAUGAGGGAUGGGCAUGGCUUCAUCGCUUCAUUGUCCUCUGUUUACUUUAUUAUAUAAAGAGCAUCCAAGAAUUGCUAACAAUGGUGUAUUUAUGGACUGUUAUGAAUGAUACUCCAUGUUACAAUGUUUCUAGAAUAUUUCAUUUGGAAGCUGCAACUAGAUUUCAUUUUAUGGAAUCAGCUGUCUUUACAAUCACCAGAAUACUACUGUAGUGUUGGGUCAUGUUGCUCUAAUAUUGCUUCUCCCAGCACGCUUGUGUGUCGUAAAAAAGAGAAUUAACAUGCUAGCAGCUACUCAGUUCCACCCUGUUAUCAAUGCCUCCAAAAGAGGAAGCUUUAUUAAUGUAAGAAAUCCUGCAAAAGUUGCAUCCAUUCGCUUCCGAUACCUUGGCAGAAGAGUUGUUUUUUCUGAAGGAGCUAAGACCUUGAAGCUUUUAUCUUCGAUUCAAAAGAGGGAUCAUAGUUUUGUUCUGAACGCAGAUGGCCACGCAAGUGCGUCCAUAUUGGAAGAAAAAGGAGAAGAAACAAGUGAAGUAUCCGUAUUGAAUCUUGAGUCGAAUACAUUCUUGAGCAAAUGGUCACCUCCUCGCUACUUAUGCAGAGGAUUAACCGUUCUGAUUUUGGCGGGGCAGGUGGUUGUCAGGACUGUUAAGGGAAAGAUUCACUGGAAAAACACUCUUCAGCAGCUUGAAAGAGUUGGACCUAAAUCAGUGGGCGUAUGUCUCCUCACAGCCGCUUUUGUUGGCAUGGCCUUCACUAUUCAGUUCGCGAGGGAAUUCACCCGACUCGGGCUGAACAGAUCCAUCGGUGGGGUUCUGGCCCUCGCUUUCUCGAGGGAGCUGAGUCCCGUGGUCACAUCAAUCGUCGUUGCUGGGCGUAUUGGAAGCGCCUUUGCUGCAGAGCUGGGGACGAUGCAAGUCUCAGAACAAACCGACACACUGAGAGUUCUUGGUGCGAACCCCGUUGAUUACCUCGUGACGCCAAGAGUACUAGCUUCGUGCAUCGCUCUCCCCUUGCUAACGCUAAUGUGCUUCACCCUAGGGAUGGCGUCGAGCGCCUUCCUAGCUGACAGCGUCUACGGCAUCAGCAUCAACAUAAUCCUGGAUUCCGCACAGAGAGCUCUCCGAGGGUGGGAUAUAAUCAGUGCAAUGAUCAAGUCAGCGGUAUUUGGCUUGAUAAUAUCGAUCGUGAGCUGCGCGUGGGGUGUCACCACCAUGGGAGGUGCGAAGGGCGUUGGAGAAUCAACGACAUCGGCUGUCGUCGUCUCCCUUGUCGGGAUUUUCAUUGCGGAUUUCGCGCUCUCUUGCUGCUUUUUCCAGGGAGCUGGAGAUACGCUCAAGAAUUGUAUGUAAAUUCAUAGUCACCAUAGCUUUUUAUUAGACAAACACUUGAAUUAUACUGCUCUAUGUUGUGUAGAAGCACCUCUGCUCCUUUUCUUCUAUCUUCUUAUGUUCUUUUUCUGCUUUUAUUCUUUAUAAUUAUGUAUUUUCUUUUUUGUCUAUAUACAAUUUCGUUGAAGGAAAGGAAAAUACGAGACUCGGGAAACCUAUAAUUUGAGUUA